Messenger RNA from Procambarus clarkii (red swamp crayfish), 3333 nucleotides. RefSeq names its product Tsr1 ribosome assembly factor (gene Tsr1). Gene Ontology annotation, biological process: ribosome biogenesis; maturation of SSU-rRNA from tricistronic rRNA transcript (SSU-rRNA, 5.8S rRNA, LSU-rRNA); endonucleolytic cleavage of tricistronic rRNA transcript (SSU-rRNA, 5.8S rRNA, LSU-rRNA). The record is from RefSeq and is a predicted model, not a curated record. Gene Ontology annotation, molecular function: GTP binding; GTPase activity; U3 snoRNA binding. Gene Ontology annotation, cellular component: preribosome, small subunit precursor; nucleus. Lineage: Eukaryota; Metazoa; Arthropoda; Malacostraca; Decapoda; Cambaridae.
CGUCACUGUUAUUCUCCACGUGCCUGUGUUGUGGUGAGCAGCAGCAGCAGCUGGAGGGCCUCGAGGCUGGCACACUCCUCUCUCUCACUCUCUCUCCUGUUAGUGAGGACCACUGCCACUAGUGCCACUGAGGGAUGGCACUCACCUGCCACUUGUGAGCCCCAGGAGACAAGUGUACUGCCACCUACACCCUUCAGGGCCGCCUGACAUCACCCUUGUCGAGAUGGCUUUAUCGCAGCCACAUCGGCCAUCGGCUCUCAAGCAGCAGAACAAGAAACACAGGACACUCGGACAUCGUAGUAAGGGAUCAAUUACAAAAUCGAGCAAAGGCCGAAUUACUCAAAAAAUUUUAAGCAAAAAGAUUGUCAAGGAGCUCAGUCGUGAACAAAGAAAAAAUAAAUCGAAGCAGAUACGUGCUCUGAAGCAAGAGACUGUUGCUUUGCGCAAACAAGGGCUGGGCACUGCUAGCAAUCCUCCCUUCCUGGUGACAGUUGUGCCUCUUAGUCCCAACAUUAACCCAAGAAAAAUACUCGGUAUUCUAGCAGCAUGUGACGAAGCUGCUGUAACCACCACUAGUCCUCAGGGAAUCAUGCAUAUAAGCUCUCCACGCUUUAGACAAAGAUUCUCUUUUGUUGUACCUCCAGUGAAUGAUCUAUAUGCGAUAUUGGAUAGUUUAAAGGUAAGCGAUACAUUGAUGCUGCUCUGGCCUGGAGAUGAAGAGGUGGGAGAUGCAGCAGAUCUGUUGUUAAGCUCUAUACUGGCACAGGGGUUGCCCGCUGCUGUUCAUAUAGUGGCUGGUAUUGAGGAUAUGGCACAGAAGGCAGUUCAGGAAAAUCCUCUGGACCAAGACCAAGACAUGAUGGAUACAGAGGACCUGGAAAGAGAGCUGAGUACUCUGCAGGUUCUAGAGAGACCAUCGACACACACAAAGCAUCAUAAGAAGCAUCAUGCUCGGCAGAACCUGACCAAGGAAAUAGAAUUACGUUUUCCUGGACCAGCAAAGCUGCACGGUCUGGAAAGACGUCAAGAUGCACUUUUGGUUUUACGGCAGAUUGGAGCACAAAAACAAAGGCCUCUCUUUUUUAGAGACAAUCGCCCUCACAUAAUAGCAGAGAAUGUGGAAUUUCAUGAAGAGGGUUCAACGGGUACUCUGAAGGUCCAUGGUUAUAUCCGUGGAAGAGUCCUUUCUGUCAAUGGCCUUGUUCAUAUCCCAGGAUGGGGUGAUUAUCAGAUGAGUCGUAUUGUCGUAUCACAUGAUCCACACCCAUUAGAACGUCAUAGUCGGGGUAAGGAAGCAAGUAUGGAGUGUGUGGAGAGUCGUGUAUUAGAAGCUAAUCCUGACUUGCAAGAAAAACUUACAUCUACAAAUGAAGUUGACCCGAUGGAAGGAGAGCAGACAUGGCCAACUGAAGAGGAGCUAGAAGAAGCAGAACAGAGGAGUGUUACUUCCAAGUCGCGUUCAAAACGGGUUCCUAAAGGAACCUCUGAUUACCAAGCUGCUUGGAUCAUAGACAGUGACGAGGAAGGGGGUGAUGAUGAGGAUGAAACUGAAAGUGAGAUGGAUGAUGGGUUUGCCCCAGUGGAUAAUGUGUCGCAGGAUGGAUACGAAUGCCAGGAUGGAGAUGGCGAUGAUGAAGAUAAUGAAGAGUAUGAUACUGUGACAGUCACCGAUGCAGAAGGUGUUAACUAUGACGAAAAAGUUGAUUAUGGUGCCGAGAUGGAUGCCCUCCAAAAGCUGAGAAGUGCGCGAGAAGAUGCCAUGUUUCCCGAUGAGAUUGACACUCCACAGGAUAUACCAGCCAGAGUACGCUUUCAGAAGUUCCGGGGUUUGCAGAGCUUCCGUACUUCUGCUUGGGACCCAAAUGAAAAUCUUCCAGUUGAUUAUUCAAAAAUCUUCCAGUUUGAACAUUUCCAGCAUACUAAGAAGAGAGUAAUUAGUGAAGAGAGGCAGGGUGCUGAGCUUGGUUGGUAUGUGGUGGUACACAUAGCGGAUGUCCCCCGGCACCUGUACGACAACCACGUCGCAAGUCGGUCUCCACUUGCUGUCUUUGGGCUCCUUCCACAUGAACAGAAAAUGUCUAUUGUUAACAUUGUUAUCAAGUCUCAUUCCUUGGGACACUUUCGCGCUAUUAAGUCAAAGGAAAGACUCGUGUUCCAUAUGGGUUAUAGAAGAUUUGCUAAUGCACCCAUCUUCAGUGAACACUCAACAGGAAACAAGCAUAAGUUCUUCCGGUAUUUCCACCCUGGGUCAACGGUCGUAGCAACAAUGUUUGCUCCUAUCACCUUUCCCCCAGCCUCCGUCUUGGUGUUCAGAGAGAGGCCAGAUGGUGCACAGGACUUAGUGGGAACUGGUUCGUUACUAAGUGUUGAUCCUAAAAGAAUAGUGACGAAGAGAGUAGUGCUGAGUGGUCACCCAUUCAAGGUAAAUCGGAAGUCAGCUGUUAUACGCUACAUGUUCUUCAACCGUGAAGAUGUGAUGUGGUUUAAACCAGUGGAGCUGAGGACCAAGUGGGGAAGAAGAGGUCACAUUAAAGAGCCUCUUGGUACUCAUGGCCACAUGAAGUGCCAGUUUGAUGGUCAGCUCAAGUCUCAAGAUACUGUUCUGCUUAAUCUUUAUAAGCGAGUAUUUCCAAAGUGGACAUUUGAUCCGUAUGUUGCCAGACCGCCGCCCCUUUAUACCUUCAAAUCCUCUCAUGAUAUAGAUGACGACUCCAGUUGUGAACAAAGUACUGGUGAACAGCAACCGCCAUUGAAAAAGGCCAAAAUUGUGAAAUUUUUUUCAUCUAGACAAUAAUUUUGUUAGGAAAUUUUUAGACACUUAUAGUAUAUUUAUUUAAAUUAAUAUCCUACUGUUUCCUGUACUCAACACUUUCUCGAGUUUAUUUUGAUUAAAAAUAUUCUAAAAAAUACAAUUGUUUUCAGUCUUCAAAGUUAUUUAUUAAACACAAUGCAACACCAAGUAAAUAGACAUGGUAGAACGUCUUGUAGGUGGGAUCUAGUGAAGCCGAGGUAUAGCACCGGUGGGGGCCACGAUACACACCUUCAUGGAGGCUCAUGAUGCUUCAUAACUGUAUUGAGGUGGCAACUGGUCUUGCUACUUGGCAAGUGCAGGAAAAGUGCAUAAAUCUAAAUUUAUUUAUGCACUUGGGUUAAAGUUCACUAAACAAAAUCCUGCAUAUGGACAUCUACUCUUCAUUGAUCCUGUGUGCUGUUGUCGUAAUAAAACUUUGCUCAUAAUAUUUAUUUUUAUGCCUAUCUGGUUUACUGUAUAUUUUUUUUGUUAUUCAAAUGCCAAUUCGUUCUUGGCCUAAAAUAAAAAUAUACAAAUUUAAA